GAUGGCUUCCCAAAUUCCCGGUAUAUUCCACUGCAUUUUGUCUCGCAUUUAUAGAAAUAAAACAUAUGUGAUGUUACAAGGCUACUUCUUAUUUACCAAAAAAUACCGUAUGCUAUGUACCUGGGAACGGAGCAUCAAGGUAAAGGACUGUUAUCUUCUUUUGGGAGUAGAUUGGAGCGCCACUGUAAUAGAUGUGCGAGAAGCUUAUCUGAAGCUCGCCAAAUUAUAUCACCCGGAUUGUGGAAGAAACACGGCUGAUGCAGCAAAAUUUUCAAAAAUAGAACAUGCUUAUAGAGUGGUCAUGGAUCAUGUAACAAGUGCGUCCCAGAAAGGCUCAGAAGUAAGCGAUCAAGACUUCGAGAAGGAGAUAUUUGAUAUUCAUCACACGGCACCACAACAUAGGCAAUACUUAGAAUAUGAGGGAAUUGGAUUUGGCUCACCCUCCAAGAGACAGAAGCAGUAUCAACAGCACCGUGUGCAGAGAGCUUCAGACAAAGUGAUUGAUCAUAAAUAUGGGCACUUGGGAGAGCAAGAAACAUCCAUUGCAGAACCUGAAAAGAGGGCUAUAAGAAGAUCAAAGCACUCCAAGGUCAUUGACAGACUAGUGGAGGACCUCAUUCAGGAGGCCAUGUCCAAAGGAGAAUUUAAAAACCUAGCAGGAAGUGGAAAACCACUUAAGCUUGAGCAGGAUGUCUAUAUUGAUUCAACAACUCGAAGGCUCAAUAAAGUAUUGAUCGAUUCAGGAUUUGCACCCGAAUGGAUUGCGCUUGAGAAAGAGAUCAGACUUGAUAUUGAGAGACACAGAGAGAACCUUUUGCAGAAACGAAAGAAACUGGGGCCUAGUCCUUUGACUUUACUUUCAACCGAUAAGUGGGAGCGUCAUCUUAAGGAAUUUCACGACAAGUUGCGGGACACUAAUAAAAAAAUCGAUAAAUUCAACAUGAUUGUACCCAUUCUAAAUAAACAAAAAGUUCACGCAAACUUUCACAAGGAAGUCGAUAGAGUCGUCAAGAUUUACGGAUAUGGAAUAAUGGAAUCUAACGUCGAAGAGCCUCGCAAAGACGCCGGCGACGAGAAAAGGAGCGAUGAAUCUGAAAGUUUUACCUGGAAUUUCCUCCAGAAACUUCUGGGAAACUACAAGAUCGGGUUUCUGGAAAGAUUCACCGAAAGCGAAAAGACGAUAAAGUAGUUUUAGUCAGAAACCAUUUAUUUAAAUACAAUUUUGUGAUAUUCGACUGUC
Pocillopora damicornis (cauliflower coral) is the source of this 1240-nucleotide messenger RNA. RefSeq names its product dnaJ homolog subfamily C member 28. NCBI's taxonomy places the organism in Eukaryota, Metazoa, Cnidaria, Anthozoa, Scleractinia, Pocilloporidae. The record is from RefSeq and is a predicted model, not a curated record.